Lodderomyces margitis is the source of this 3018-nucleotide messenger RNA. RefSeq lists its product as uncharacterized. The transcript has a single exon. Lineage: Eukaryota; Fungi; Ascomycota; Pichiomycetes; Serinales; Debaryomycetaceae. Bases 1 to 3018 code for a protein of 1005 amino acids. The record is from RefSeq and is a predicted model, not a curated record.
AUGAUGCUACGAUAUAAGAAUAUACCGAAAUUACGACUGCUACGACCGAGGUGGAAUUCUAACCUUUUAUGCAAUAUUGCCUUCAUUAGGAACAUCUCCACCGAGCCAAAGAUUUUCGAUGAGAAUGUAAUAAUUCCAGAAGAGGAGAAGAACCGAUCCUUAGAAAGAUUUAUACGAGAAUACUAUCGCGGUCAAGGACAAUUCAAGAAUAGCUUUGUCACGCAUUGUGUAAAUCUUCUGUCUCAAAUGGUUGCUGUCAAUCUUCCAAUGACACCGCCAACUGAUUUUCACGACAUAGUAAUGGCCAAUAGGUAUAACGUACCACAGAUUGGUUCGUUUGUCGAGUUCCUGCAAAAUGACCAAACAAGAGUCGGUAUUGUUGUUCAAAACCUACUAGCCAGGUUUGACGAAAGGCUCAAUCAUGUUCUAGUGUUGACUAAUGAUAACGAAAUCUUACCAGUCAAAUCAUUAAAUAUCAAGUUCCACUUGUACAAACUCAUCCCUGAUGGAUUCCUUGCAUAUCAUGAAAUAAUAAACGAACGUCACAACCCAUCCCAUCUAGAGCGUCGAAAGGCAGUUGUACUAAUCAACAGAUUUCUUGCCGAUACGGCGCAGUCUAGAUGUGAGAUAUCUUCUUCAAUCGACACAGUUUUUAACCAACUAUCCCAGGAUAAACUUCGACCUAUUUCCUUAUUGGAUGUGCUAGAUCUUUUAGAAUUCAAAGAAUCUGACGUGGUAAAGAUGAUUUCGCUACUAUAUCAUCAAUUUGUCUUAUUAUACAGCAUCCAUGGUAGUCUAGUAGACUCGUGCCAGUGGGUAGUUCCUAGCUAUGUUGGUGGCACGCCAUCAAAUGUUAUGUUAUGGGGACAUUCAAACAACUACCAUUCUGCGUCACAAUACUUUGUCAAUACCCAAGACGGUUGGCUACAUAUUUAUCGUUUCACACAGGAAAUGUCAAGUGACGACAGAGUUGCCGAAAUAAAUGCAUUUCUAAGGAAAUUGAAAAGUAUUCCCAAGGAGGAGAUGAAUGCGUAUUUGAAAGUUUUUGAAGGAAGGCAUUUUUUUGAUGUCCUUAGUGCAAUGAAAUUUGCAGUUGUAUAUCCUCAUAGCUCCAUUACGAACGAGUUAGGGAAGUUAAAAGUUUUUGAAACUACACCGUCAGCCUUAGACAUAUAUCUGCUACUUGUUGAAUUGAAGAUAUACGACAAUACUGCCACAAUAACUGACAUUUAUUUAUCACUGGGACUAUUUGGAACUUCAAAAGAGUUGAGUGUGACAGAAGUGGGCCAGUUGAGUCCUAAAUCGCCUGCCUCCUUUAACGUAAAGGACAAUUUCAAGCAUUUAAGAACAUGCAGGAAUUAUUACCAUGAUCAUGUGAUCUAUGGAUUGAUCGAUGACGACGACGAUGUAGCAAGUUUUGGAAUAUCUAUCGAGUCAUUGAAUUCUAGAAAGCAUUUAAUCAAUAUACAUAUACCCGACUUGGCCAGUUACAUUACACCCAAUAGUAAAGUUUUUAAAUCCAUAUUUCAAAACCAAAAGCUAGCUGAAACCUUGACUCAUUUGGUCAAUAACCAGAACUGGAAUCCUUUGUUUCCUGAAAAGGUUACAAGAGGUAAGAAGUUCCACAAGUACAGUAAAGUUGACGAGAACGAAGAAGCCUGGGGUGACGUUAUUGACAUGGACUUAGGAAGGAGUACGAGAAAACGAGGCAUUUCAAAAGCCACAUGUUUAACAAUUUCCUUCGAGUUCAACUCCUACGAGACAAAUCCGUUCGAGUCGUUUGAUGACAAGGUAUCGGUAAGCUUUGACUCCAUUGCCAACGUCAAUAUGAAAACUGUCAACAAGCGAGUGUUGCAAAAAUGUCUCACUGGCCAGUUGGAACCAUCGUUUUUCAAAUUCCUUAGGCGCAAACAACGUCUCGAGACUGACAAUGACAUUCAUGAUCAAGAAAAUUCAUUGAACAAAACGGACAUUCAUAAUAUCAACUUCAUUGGCGGUGUUCUAAAGACAUUUCAAAAAGUUCGAGAGCUUGAGGGCGCAGCAAUUACAGCCCCGCUAAAGGGGCUAUCUGCCUUCGAAACCACCGUUUUGAAGACUCAAGAGAAUGGAACAGGGAACGGUACUGAAAUUCAAAUUUGCAAGCCUGAUGUUUCAGUUGCAAUGACACAAGCAGAAUUCAUGCACCAAGAAGUUCGAACAUUCACUGGCUGCUUAGUUUCUAUGUUUUGUUUUCAAAACCAAAUUCCAAUUCUUACUCGGUCCCAAGAUCUAGACGUUAACGAACUUAAACAGGAUACUGUAGCUGUUCAGCACGAAAACAUCAUGAUACCUAUUUACGAGUCUCAAAAGUAUGCUCAUAGUGUCAUGGCAAAAGACGAGCGUGGGUACAUUUCAUUAAAUGCUAAAAUCAUUUCCAAUAAUUACGUUGCGCCUAAAUUUACGGCAACUGGCCCUGAGAGAAACACACCCUUAGGUUUAUCUAUGGGUUAUGCGGAAGUUUUAGAUAUAUUCCUGUCGGGUGAAGCUCUUCUCAACCAGUUUCAGCUCUUGUCUUACAUUCAAAAUGACUAUCAAAGAACAAUUUUGAAAAAACAUAGCUACAUCGAGUUUGUUGAAAAGUUUAAUCACUUAAAGAGUUUAGGCUACAACUUGAAUGGUCCACUCUCUGAACACAAGCUAAUUCAGUUGGUAAACUCAGCCAAUAUGAAUGACUUGAGGUCAGUUUGGCAGUAUCGUAUGUACAAGUUUUGGAUCCACAACUGGUUUUAUCAGAGGCAGCUUGAUAAAACGACAUUGGAUGAAACCAAACUUGAAUGCAUUUCCACUCAUAUCGACCGAUUGGACGAUUAUGAUAUAUGCAAAGCAUACUGUUUAGAGCUAGGGGUUGAAGUCGAUGUUUUAUGUCUACCUAAUCAAGGCAUACAAAUUGGAGCUAGGUUGAUGUGUGAUGAUGUGUUAUACUUAGAUCCGAUUAGUGGAUUUUGUAUGUUAGAUGGUAGAGGCGAUAUUUGUAUAUAG